GCGUUUCAAAAUUUCAACUUUGUUUGGAGGACCAUCCCCGCCCACGCGUACUACUGCUGAGCGUCAUCGUCAUCAUCGCAUGCGCACACGUCCGAUCACAGCCCCGUGGCCGUUUGUGCACGGGCCGCCUUCUCCCCCGCCCUGCACGUCCAACUUGAGGUUCCUCCAACUUCUUCUCACGCAUGUGGGCUAUCCCGAUUCAGACGGGAGCGGGCCUCCACGAAGUGCUGCGAGUGCGCUUCCUGAGUUGCCGAGGUACUAUGUCCCUGACGACGCCAUGAUGCGUAUGAGCCCUUGAUCGUCAUACUAAUAUGGACCGCGUCGUAGCUCCCCACGGUGAGGCAUCUGUGCGUCGCGGGAGGAUGAGACUGUCGCUUUGUUAGUCCUGUAACGCCACGAGGACACUCGGCGAGGUGAUGUGGUAUAGUGAAAGAGCGGUGAUUUUGGCAUGACCCUGACGGUAGGUGACUCCAGCGGGCUUGGUCCGAGCCUUGUCGUCAUAACGCGUGGACUGCGUUGCAUAUAUAAACGGGGACUGCUUUUUGGACUCUGUGUACUGCCAGCUUCAGUUGCGCCGUAUACUGACUGUGUCGAGCUUGACAAGAUCUUAACGCAUUUAUCGAUGGCAAUCUCCUCUGCACCUCCGCGCCGGUCAUCUGUGGGCUCGCAAGCUCCGAAGACGACGUACGUUCCGAACCUGCAGCCAAAGUCCAUCGCCGCCGUCUCCAAGCGCGCCGUCGUUAUCCUCCUGCAGCGACUCCAGAUCGACGUCCCUCAGUAUACCCGGGACUCGGAACUCGAGCGCGACGCCGUCAAUGUCAUCCGCGAAUGGGGCCCUGACGUUUCCGCGCGCCUGCGCAAGUACCUGCCUCCAGCGAUCAUCCUCACGACGACCUGCUACCGUCACAUCGCCGACCAUGACACGAAGCUGCUCAUUGUGCUCUUCAGCGCGCUCGUCAUUUCGCUGGACGACCCCGAGAUUUUUGACGCGUCUGGGUGUCGCGACCUUCACAAGCGGCUGUGCAAUGGCGAGUUCCACCGGGUCAGACGCGGAGGUGGCGGCGUACUCGGGAUGCUCAUGGACGUCUUGUCGGGGAUGGACCACGCGUACCCUGCGUUCCCUUCCAGCGCCAUCAUCUCCGCGGUCCUCGGGUUCGUGAACGGGUGCGUGCUGGAACAGAUGGAGCUGGACAGCACGGGCACCGCUGUUGCGCACUGCCUGGACGCGCUGCCGUUCCUCGCGUAUCGCCGCAGCAUGUCUGGUCUCGCCGACGCUUUUUCGUACUUCAUUUGGACGAAGAUGGACUAUCCGGAUGUGGCGCGGUAUCUACAGGCAAUCCCGGACAUCUCGUGCUUCCAGAACCACGCCAACGAUGUCUUGUCCUUCUACAAGGAGGAGCUGGCCGGAGAGACGGGGAACUACGUGAGCGACCGGGCGAGAGCUUGCGGGAAGUCUAGGGAGGCAACGCUGCUCGAGAUCGUCGAUGAAACCGUCAUGCUUGUCACGCGUAUACGGAGGAUCCUAGGUGAUGGGCCUGUGCGAGACGCAUGGGAGUCCUUCGCGGAGGGCUGGCUGGCGUUCCACGUGUGCAGUCCCAGGUACAAACUGCGAGAACUGAUCAAUUGCGAGUAUGUAGUCGUUGGUGAUCUGGGGAUUUAAUAACCUUACGAGCGAAGUGCCAUUAGUAGUAGUAAUGUUCUUAAUCAUAAUCUCCAGCUU
This is a messenger RNA of Rhodofomes roseus, 1720 nucleotides long. RefSeq lists its product as uncharacterized. Gene Ontology annotation, molecular function: carbon-oxygen lyase activity, acting on phosphates. Lineage: Eukaryota; Fungi; Basidiomycota; Agaricomycetes; Polyporales; Fomitopsidaceae. The record is from RefSeq and is a predicted model, not a curated record. Bases 449 to 1660 code for a protein of 403 amino acids. The transcript has 4 exons.